AUGAUCGCGAAUAUCGCCGCAGGAGCCGCGAUCGAGACUAUCGAAGCAGGCGAGAUGAUUCACGCGACCGAGACCGGAGGCGCACAGGUACGUUUCAGAUCUGCUGUCGUGUCUCAGAACAGUGGUGCUCACUUCAUUUAUCAGCCAUCCAAACCGGCCGCCCCUGCCACGACCGUUCCAACCGACGAGGAGAAGCGAGCGGAGAGGCUUGCCAAACUGGAAGCUUGGAAACAAAAGCAGGCCGCCGAGCGUGAACGGAAAUCGCGAGAACAAGCUGCGAGUGGACCCAAGAGUAUCCUGGAAGAGAUUGACCGCAAGUCGGGUCUCUCGCCCGCUGUCGGCUCGCCUCAAACUCCCGCAACUCCUACGGAGUCCACCACUCCCGCCCCUUAUGCCGGAAAGUUCGACCCCAAGGCUAUCGCUAAGCACUCCACGACAACGACUGCUGGACCCGCCGUCCUCGGCACCGAUGUUGCUGUUCCGCUUCCCUCCAAAUCUUCAACGGCCUCGUCUACCGGCCCAUUGGCCCAGCCCAGCAAGCCUGCUGCCAAGUCUUCUACUCCUUUCAAGGCCAAGGGUAAUGUCGGCAGAUUUGGACUAGUUGCAAAGCCAGCUUCGGAUAACGAGAAGGCCUCUGCAGUUCGGACACUGGGGUUUGGUGAGGAAGAAUCAACGCGCAAGAAAUUAGAAAGGCUACCUACUCCGCCACUAGAAGAGGUCAAGAAUGCUGAUGUUGUUCCCGACGACGCUGGCGACGAUGAUGACGAUGUCGACAUGCAAGACGGAACAGAGGAAGAAGCCGCCGCCGCCGCUCGUGCCGCUGCAGAAAGACGAGAAGAGCGGCUCCAAAACCAGGGUGACGCAUCCGAAGCACCGCAGACGAAUGGAGAUACUCACAUGGCCGAUUCAUCAAAUCAGCAAGGCGAGCCUACUGCGAUGGAAGUCGAUGAGGCGGAAGAAGUUGAUCCUCUGGAUGCCUUCAUGUCCGAAUUGGCUGAUACCGCUCCUCCAAAGAAGACUGCCGGUGCGAAGUUCUCGAGAAAGAAAGAGUCGCAACAACCGCAGGCCAUGUUUGGUGACGAUGAAGAUGUGGACAUAACCGCCGUCGGAGAGGACGACGCAGACGACUUACUCGCCAUGGCAAAUAAGAAAAAGAAGAAAGAAAUCCCCACUGUCAACCAUGCCAAAGUUGAGUAUGAGCCAUUCCGGAAGCAGUUUUAUAAUGAGCCUUCCAAUCUGGCUGAGAUGACGGAGGAAGAGGUUGCAAACCUGCGUCAUGAACUUGAAGGGAUCAAAGUACGCGGACUCGAUGUUCCGAAGCCUGUUCAGAAAUGGUCGCAAUGUGGAAUGGGUGUGCAAACUCUUGAUGUUGUCGACCGGCUGGGGUACGAAAGCUUAACUGCUAUCCAAGCACAGGCAAUUCCUGCGAUCAUGUCUGGUCGCGACGUUAUUGGUGUCGCUAAGACUGGAUCUGGAAAGACAGUUGCUUUCCUCAUUCCAAUGUUUCGACAUAUCAAGGACCAGCGACCACUCGAGAGCAUGGAAGGCCCUAUCGGUCUGAUUAUGACGCCUACCCGUGAAUUGGCCACUCAAAUCCACAAAGACUGCAAACCCUUCUUGAAAGCGUUGGGCCUUCGGGCUGUCUGUGCAUAUGGCGGUGCUCCGAUUAAAGAUCAAAUCGCCGAACUCAAGCGAGGCGCAGAGAUCGUUGUUUGCACACCUGGCCGGAUGAUCGAUUUGCUUGCGGCGAAUGCUGGGCGAGUCACAAACCUACGACGCGUCACCUACGUCGUUUUGGACGAAGCUGAUCGCAUGUUUGACAUGGGCUUCGAACCCCAAGUGGUGAAAAUCAUGGCAAACGUCCGACCUGAUCGCCAGACCGUCCUUUUCUCCGCCACCUUUCCCCGGAAUAUGGAAGCGCUGGCUCGGAGAACCCUGAAGAAGCCGGUUGAGAUUGUCGUGGGUGGUAGGAGUGUGGUGGCUCCUGAGAUCACGCAGAUCGUCGAAGUCCGCAGUGAGGAUCAAAAGUUCUUUCGACUACUGGAACUGCUGGGCAAUCUGUACUCGGACGAUGCGAAUGAGGAUGCUCGGGCGUUGAUAUUUGUUGACCGUCAAGAAUCCGCCGACAACCUGCUGAAAGAACUCAUGCGGAAGGGCUAUCCGUGCAUGUCAAUCCAUGGCGGCAAGGACCAAAUUGACCGUGACUCCACCAUUGAAGACUUCAAGGCAGGUAUUUUCCCUGUCUUGGUUGCCACCUCGGUUGCUGCUCGUGGAUUGGAUGUCAAGCAGCUCAAACUCGUCGUGAACUACGAUGCCCCGAAUCACCUGGAAGAUUACGUUCACCGAGCGGGUCGAACGGGCCGUGCUGGCAACACUGGUACUGCAGUGACCUUCUUGACGGAAGACCAAGAGCGAUACUCGGUAGACAUUGCCAAGGCACUCAAGCAAAGUGGACAAGAAAUCCCCGAACCCGUCCAGAAGCUGGUCGACGCCUUCCUGGAGAAGGUGAAGGCCGGCAAGGAGAAGGCAAGCACCUCUGGAUUCGGCGGCAAGGGUCUUGAACGUCUCGACCAGGAGCGCGAGUCUGCUCGUAUGCGUGAGCGUCGUACUUACAAAACCGGCGAAGAAGGCGAAGAGGAGGAAGAGAAGGAUGGAAAGGCUGAGAAGGACGAUGAGCGUUUCAACAAGGCACUCUCAUCCGUCCAAUCUGCAGCCGCGCCCGCGCCCGCUCAGCUUGUCGGUGUUCCCAAGGGCAUCGACCUGGAUGGCAAGAUCACAGUGCACAGAACCGAAAAGGAUCCCGCUGCCGCAUCUAAAAACCCUCUCGACAAGGUCGGUUCUGCCGUUGCUGAUAUCCACGCGCGCCUGAGCCGAGCCGGCGUGAUGAGAUCGGGUGUCCCUAUCGACAAUCGUGGACCGGAUGCUGGGGCGUUCCAUGCCACGCUUGAGAUCAAUGACUUCCCCCCACGUUGGGGCGUCACCAACCGCACGAACGUCGCCAAGAUCCUGGAGGCUACGGGCACGUCGAUCACGACCAAGGGCAGCUUUUACGCAGCCGGCAAGGAACCAGGCCCUAACGAGAACCCCAAGCUGUAUAUUCUGGUUGAGGGCGAAACUGAGAUAUCGGUGACGAACGCCAUGCGCGAACUGAUGCGCCUGCUCAAGGAGGGAACCGUGGCGGCUGCGGAUAGCGACGCUCGGGCCCCGGUGGGUGGACGGUAUAAUGUUGUUUAG
Messenger RNA from Penicillium riverlandense, 3234 nucleotides. RefSeq lists its product as uncharacterized. The transcript has 3 exons. Bases 1 to 3234 code for a protein of 1077 amino acids. Lineage: Eukaryota; Fungi; Ascomycota; Eurotiomycetes; Eurotiales; Aspergillaceae. The record is from RefSeq and is a predicted model, not a curated record. Gene Ontology annotation, molecular function: ATP binding; nucleic acid binding.